Colletotrichum graminicola M1.001 is the source of this 1047-nucleotide messenger RNA. RefSeq lists its product as uncharacterized. The record is from RefSeq and is a predicted model, not a curated record. The coding region runs from base 1 to 1047 and encodes 348 amino acids. NCBI's taxonomy places the organism in Eukaryota, Fungi, Ascomycota, Sordariomycetes, Glomerellales, Glomerellaceae. The transcript is spliced from 3 exons.
AUGGACAGUACCAAAGCCGUCGGAACGAACCCCAUCGUCGAACCCAAAGUCGAGUACCUAGGCCUCCAGAAGGCGGACAACAGCUGCUCGCAUCGCGACCUGGGCUUCACGGGCGCCAUCGCGGACAAGUGGUACGCCGUCUGGGGUGACGUGCUGUGGUGUGACGGGGGCGUGACGGAACCCGAGAAUGACACGCCCGGCUUCCACGGCAUGGUGCGCGACGCCGUGUCGGCGAUGACAGAUGACCCGCUGCUGGUGCACGAUCUCAGCCUCGGUGAUAACCAGCGGCAGAGACAGUUUAUCCCAUUCAAUCCUUCCUGGGGAGAAAGGUUCGAUACCGGGUUUGGCGGCACCAGCUUGGUUGAGACCAACGCCGCCGCCGGAACCGGAGCCGUCUUCUACUUGGUUAACCAAAACGCGGCAGGUCUCAUCGGCGCCGGCAUCGCCAAGGUGGACGUCAUCAACGGCACGCCUGUGGUUACCAAACGCUACGGCGAAAGGGGCUACUGGUGGCCUGCUGCCGGCAACCCACGGUACGGAGAUAUCGCUGCGUUCCGUGAUCCGCUGUCCGACUGGAUAUACGCCUGGGGCGGCCCGCCGACGACCGUCCUCAGCAGCGACUGGCUCCAGAAUAACUACGUCUACCUGGUUCGCGUCAGGGCCUGCGAGGCGUUCGACCUGUCCAAGUACGAGUACUGGUGGGGCCGGCAACGAGGGUGGAGGAUGGACCGGUUGACCAUCUUCACGCCUGAGACGGCCGCCGUAUGGGGCACCGGGCAGGGGCAGGUUGUGUGGAACGAGUUCUACCAUCGCUACAUCUUUGUUCACUUAGGAAUCGGUGGUGGUUCCGUCUUUCUGCGGACGGCCCACAGUCCAGAGGGCCCCUGGACCCCGGACCUGAAGAUAUUCGAGGCCCAGCCCAUUGACGGUGGUCUUGUCUACGCCGGCGUUGCUCACCCGUACCUUGAUGAGUCUGGGAAAACAUUGGUCAUAUCCUUCACGAACAACAACAGGAUCCAGGUGAUCAGAGCCACCUUCUCCAAGUGA